AUGGCCAGUAUCCGACAGCGCAUCACAGCGAAGAUGUAUGUUUGCGCUCCAAAUUUUUGGGGCGACCUUCGUGGCACGCUGAAGGCGAUCGAAGAGCAAAGGAAUGAACGCACCUCAAAAUCGAAAGCCCAGCAGGUGCUUAAGCACGUUGCUCGAUUGGAGGUGAAGUUUUGGGCAAAGGCAAGCGUUGCCAUGCUCAAAGAGCUCGAUCCAGAGUCCCGAAUAGAAAGGAUAGUUGAUUGGUUGCAAACCUUUGGUUUAGAAGAGGAGGAAGACACAUCAUCAGGGCCUGCGGUCUUGUACCAGGUCCUGAGUGAUGUCACCCUGCAGAAGGAUUUUGGUAUUCAUCAGAGAGAGGCACUGUCCACUGCAGUCAAGGAGAACCUGCAGAAGUUCCCAGUGGAGAUGCAGGCUGUUUUGGAGCGCGUGGGAAGUGUCACCGGUGGGCGGGCUUUCGUGCCUGUGUCGGACUGGAGAAGGAGGCAUAAUCAAACCACCCAGCUGGACUCACCAACUCUGGGCCCAGGAGCCACGCUACUCUUUGGCAUCGGGCCUGAGCUGACAAACGAUCAAGUGCAAGCCAGUCACUCCGCCGUCGUGGAGCUUGCCGACGAGCCAGAAUCGGCAGAGGUCCAGAUUCCUGUGCAGGAUCUCACAGCAGAGCAGGAGCAGGACGAGGCUGCAAACUCCGAGAUUCUCCAAUCGCUUCAACGAGAACUGGCUGAACAGGAAAAGAAGGCAUCUGCAGAAGGGCCUCCUGCCGAUGAGUCUGCUGUCAUGCCGUAUUCUGCUGAUCCGUUUGCUGACCUCCUUGCAACGAUCAUGCUCUGGCUGCAGCAGGCUGGAGGUACCCUGGAGCGGGAAGCUGUGCUGCCCUUGAUCAAGGCCAUGGGUUUCCGUGUCCGCGCAGUCAUCCAGGGCUUGUCGCAAGACGUCUUCUGGUCACAUCCAGAAGCGGAGUGUGAGAUCCUGUUGCGCACUGCGGCGGGAACCAGCCUGCACCCAAAACCCUUGCCUGCAAACUACCUGCAUGAUGCAGUCAGACGAAAUCUGGUGCUGCAAGUUCGUCAGAUGGGCUCCAAAGCCAAGUACGACAAGCUUGCUGGUAUGCUAGGGUGGAAUGCCAAGUCCGAGCUCAGACGGACGUAUGGUGCCCUUAGAAUUGUCCUGGCUGGCCUGCCAGAGAUCUUCUACGACUCUAAGAAGCUCUACCUGAAACAGGUGCUAGAGGGUGUAGUGGACUGGCCGGUUGGCAAAGACGGUCGGAUAGGACCCAAUACGGUCAAGGAAGCGGUGCAGCAUUGGACCAGGGCAUGCGAUGACCUGAAGGGUGCCGGAGACAUUGACUGGUUCAACGCCAAGCGACAACUUCUUGGAGUUGUGAUGAACCAAGGAGGACACUGCGAUGUGCAGGUAGCACGGUGGCUGCUGCAGCCAGCUGGUGACAAGGUCACCUUGGAGAAGGUCUUCGAACCUGGCUCCAAAUACGAUCUUACAAGUGUGCUUUUCUGGGAGCCGCGACGUGUUUUCAGACGCCGCCAGCCGAUGACAGCACCGGAAACUUGCAAGGCUUCUCCGGACCUUUGCCACGCUAUUAGCCAGGCAGUGGACACUGCCGGAACGGCCACAAUCGAUGAGCUCCAGGCAGCUGCCGAAUCCCUGCCCAGCAAGGUGGGUGAGGAUGCCAUAGUGGCCGCAUUGCAAGAGAUCCCAGAGGUGUUCUUCAUGCCAGACACUGUCUUCUUGAGACAUGUCGCUGCCGGCAUCAUCCUGGAGUCCUGCCGGCCAGAGGAGGUUGGUCGAGAAGGCAUUGACGAAGAUGAGGAGAUGAUGAGGGAGGGCUUGGCUGAGGUUGCGGCCGCAGCCGCUGCCAUCAAGGAGCCCGAGGAAGACCCUCUACAGAUCAAGGCUCCAAACAGAAAUGCUGGUGCAGCUGUCAGUAAGGUGCAGAAUGCUGGGAUGGAUUUGGGCUUCUUCAACUUCACAGGUUUCCAAACGAAGAAGGCCGAGCCAGACUCUGCACCACCAGCAGCAAAGAAGCCCAGAAUAGUGCCCGCAUGGCUCACAGAAGGUGCUGCCGUCCAAGUUCGCGGUGAGGCCCACGCCGAGGGCACGAUCCUCGAGGUCAAAGGCGACAUCUGCAGGGUGCGCAUACUUCGGUCAGAAGGAGGUGAUGCAAGAGAAGUGGAGGAGGUGCUGCCGUUGCCUGCAAUGAUCCCGGUUGCGCCGGACAUCGGGAGAAGUGUCAAGGUGGUUGCGGGAGACCGGACAGGUGUCAUAGGCAAGCUUGUGGGUCUGGCUGGUGCAGAAGCUGUUGUACAGAUUGGCGGGAUGUGCUAUGAGACCUUGCCGAUGACACAGAUUGCAGUGGUUUCUAUCUGA
Messenger RNA from Symbiodinium natans, 2382 nucleotides. The record is from the annotation of a GenBank genome assembly. Lineage: Eukaryota; Dinophyceae; Suessiales; Symbiodiniaceae.